Apaloderma vittatum (bar-tailed trogon) is the source of this 1494-nucleotide messenger RNA. RefSeq names its product matrix metallopeptidase 24 (membrane-inserted) (gene MMP24). Lineage: Eukaryota; Metazoa; Chordata; Aves; Trogoniformes; Trogonidae. Gene Ontology annotation, cellular component: extracellular matrix. The transcript is spliced from 6 exons. Gene Ontology annotation, biological process: collagen catabolic process; proteolysis; extracellular matrix organization. The annotation marks the transcript as partial. Gene Ontology annotation, molecular function: metalloendopeptidase activity; zinc ion binding. The record is from RefSeq and is a predicted model, not a curated record.
UCCCGCAGUGUACACAACUAUACCCCCAAGGUUGGAGAGAUUGAUACGAGGAGAGCCAUUCGUCAGGCCUUUGAUGUUUGGCAGAGAGUGACACCACUUACCUUUGAAGAGGUCCCAUACCAUGAAAUUAAAAAUGACAGGAAGGAGGCAGAUAUUAUGAUAUUUUUUGCUUCUGGUUUCCAUGGAGACAGCUCUCCGUUUGAUGGAGAAGGUGGAUUCUUAGCUCACGCUUACUUUCCUGGACCAGGAAUAGGAGGAGAUACUCACUUCGAUUCAGAUGAGCCGUGGACCCUGGGAAAUUCCAACCAUGAUGGGAACGACCUCUUUCUGGUGGCAGUCCACGAGCUGGGACACGCGCUGGGUCUGGAGCACUCCAAUGAUCCCAGUGCUAUCAUGGCUCCUUUCUACCAGUACAUGGAGACGCACAACUUCAAACUGCCGCAGGAUGACCUCCAAGGAAUUCAGAAAAUCUACGGUCCUCCUGUUGAGCCCCUGGAGCCAACCAGGCCUUUACCGACUCUUCCUGUUCGCAGAAUUCACUCCACUUCAGAAAGAAAACACGAGAGACAGCCAAGACCUGCCAGUCCUCCUCUGGGUGACAGGCCAGCUCCUCCUGGCACAAAACCAAACAUCUGUGAUGGCAACUUUAACACCGUGGCUCUCUUUAGAGGAGAAAUGUUUGUUUUCAAGGAUCGCUGGUUCUGGCGUCUGCGCAACAACCGAGUGCAGGAGGGAUACCCCAUGCAGAUCGAGCAGUUCUGGAAGGGCCUCCCUGCAAAGAUCGAUGCAGCCUAUGAGCGGUCUGAUGGGAAAUUCGUCUUCUUCAAAGGAGAUAAAUACUGGGUUUUCAAAGAAGUGACGGCAGAGCCAGGCUACCCACACAGCCUGGUGGAGCUGGGCAGCUGUCUGCCCCGGGAAGGCAUCGACACGGCUCUGCGCUGGGAGCCGGUGGGCAAAACCUACUUCUUCAAAGGCGACAGGUACUGGAGGUACAACGAGGACAAGAGAGCAACAGACCCAGGCUACCCAAAGCCCAUCACCGUGUGGCGAGGAAUCCCGCAGGCUCCGCAGGGAGCUUUUAUCAGCAAAGAAGGCUUUUAUACCUACUUCUACAAAGGGAAGGAUUAUUGGAAGUUUGAUAACCAGAGGCUGAGUGUGGAGCCAGGCUACCCCAGGUCAAUCCUCAAAGACUGGAUGGGCUGUAACCAGAAGGACGUCGAACGAAGCAAAGACAGACGCCUGCCCCACGACGAUGUGGAUAUUAUGGUGACAAUAAACGAUGUGCCUAGCACUGUAAAUGCAAUCGCAGUGGUGAUCCCUUGCAUUUUGUCUCUGUGUAUCCUUGUCUUGGUAUACACGAUCUUCCAGUUUAAAAACAAAGAGGUGCAGCAAAACGUUGUGUAUUACAAAAGACCUGUCCAGGAGUGGGUAUGACACAUUUCAACUCAUUGAGCUGAUGAGGACUGUGGACACAAAAAAAAAAAAAAAGAAAAA